GAUAACCUCCUUGAUCUGUGUGUUUAUGAUGGCUGAACGUAACCUGAAAACUCAUGUCGCUCCUGGUAAUCUCAAUUGCUGCAAUUUAAAGUCUUUAUUAAGAGAAAACCCAAUCCAAAACCAUGGCAGAACAUAUUUCCGGUAUGGAUCUGUACUUUUUCGGCAUAAGUGCUUCCAACCGGGAUAACAUUAUUGAGAAUGUAAAGAGAUUCGGGUCACAUAUUGAACGCAACGGUAUCUUGUACCCCUGGCAUCAAAUCGAAAAAGAUCACUAUUUCACCGUAGAUUUUAAGACUGCUCUGGAUGACAAUCUUCUGAUGAUUGCUUGGUCGUCUUUUCGUGAGGACCUUAUAGCUAAUACAGAGUUUACAUUGAAUUGCAUGGGACUGGCCAUGUAUCAGUACAUUUCCAGGCUUUAUAAAGCCUGUACCCAAAACACAGAAAUAGGAAAAACACUUCCAGUGAUCAGGGCUCGAAUUUUAAAUCAUGAACCAUUGCUGCCGAUGAAGGACAUUAAUGUGAGCUCAUUCGGAAAACUUGUCUCAUUGCGAGGCACCGUGGUCAAGGCAGGCCCCGUGAAAAUCGUUUGUACCCACAUGGCAUUUCAAUGUCCAGGCUGCGGGUCUGUUCAGGUCGAGAAACAAAUUAAUGGAACGUAUAUUCCUCUGCAAAAGUGUACCAAAUGCGGUGCCAAACAGAAUGUAGAACCUUUAUAUAAUUCGCCAUUGAGUAAAACAGUCGAGUCACAGAACAUUGUACUGCAGGAAAUUGAUUGCGACGUGGCGCGAGUGCCUCAAACCAUCGAGUGCGAAUUAACCGAAGACCUAGUGAAAUGCUGUUUGCCAGGAGAUGUAGCCACGAUUUCCGGUGUCAUAAAGGUUCUAGAUCCCAACGAUAACAAAAGGAAAAACAAGCAAAACUCCAUUUUCAAUUUGUAUCUGCACACCGUGGCUGUUUACAACAACAGCAAUGGAAAAAGUUGCAGUACUACUAGCUCGCACCAGAGAAUUAGCUUUACCCAUGAUGACUACUUGGCCAUUAAGGAAAUCCAUGGCCAGCCACAGCUUUUCCGUUAUCUCGUCCAAUCGCUUUGUCCGUUGAUUUAUGGGCACGAAAUCGUUAAAGCUGGCUUGCUUUUGGGACUAUUUCGAGGCACUAAAGGGGACUGUAUACGUUCUGAAUCCCAUGUUCUGAUGGUAGGGGAUCCGGGGCUGGGAAAAAGCCAGAUGUUGAAAAGUUGCGCCAACGUCUCACCCAGAGGUGUUUACGUGUGUGGAAAUGUUAGUACUACUUCAGGAUUAACUGUGACAAUGACUCGCGAAUCUGGAGGAGAACAUUCCCUAGAAGCGGGAGCGUUAAUGAUCGCAGAUCAAGGAUGCUGCUGCAUCGAUGAGUUCGAUAAAUUGCCUGCGCAACAUGCUUGCCUUCUAGAGGCGAUGGAACAGCAAUGCAUUAGUAUAGCCAAAGCGGGCGUUGUCUGUUCACUCCCCACUAAACCCACCAUUUUGGUUGCUGCCAAUCCGUCAGGGGGACACUAUGAUCAGGGAAAGACACUCGAACAAAAUCUUAAGCUGAGUUCACCUUUGCUGUCUAGAUUCGACCUAAUAUUUCUUUUGCUGGACCGACCGAAUCAGAACAUUGAUAAAUACUUAUCCAAACACAUACUGACCUCACAUUCGUCCACAAGCAAACAUGAAACUCUUCAGGAGUAUCGAGAACAGACUACAAACGAUUUCAGUCAAUCCAAACAGAAAUUGAGUGAGCGCUUAAAGUUGAAUGGGGAGACACUGAACUAUUUAUCGCACAAGACUUUUCGAAAAUAUAUUGCUUAUGCACAAAAGUACGUGGAACCGCGCUUAUCGCAGGAAGCUAAAUAUGUUUUGACCGAGUUCUAUGUGACUCUUAGGAAGCAAUUUGCCACUGGAGAUUGUACUCCUGUUACAGCAAGGCAGCUGUAUUCUUUAAUUCGGCUCACUGAGGCCAGAGCUAAAGCGGAAUUGCGCGAAGAAGCAACCAUUGACGACGCCAAAGACGUGAUUGAAAUUGUUCAGCAUAGCGUUACGGAUGUCUUCACAAACGAGGCUGGUGUUCUCGACACCACUCGCUCGGAAAUGGGUACCAGGAUGAGUUACAAGAAGCAGGUCAUGAAGUUAGUAGAAAUACUACAAAAAAAGUCACAGAGGGAGUCGACUUCUUUGUUCACGAUCCAACAGAUCCGAGAAGAAGCUCAACGGGAGUGUAUUUUAAAAGACAAAUUUUCCGAUGCACUACACUCAUUAAAUGUUCAAGGUUAUCUGUUGUGUAAAGGCAAAAAUUCCUACCAACUGAACUCUGCUUAUUUGUAAAUGGUGACUAGAAAGUUUCUAUGGACAAUUUUCUUUGUGUUUGGGCCAGUCUGCGACUUGGCAAGCUCUCGAGCAAUACCACGCUGUUUUGCAUCUAGAACAGCGUUGAAUUGCGCUGUUACCACAUUGCUUGCAACUUGCGGCAUCCUUGACAUCAAACUGCUCCAAAAGAUCCGUAUUGUACGCAUCAGUUAAUCUAAACAGUUAAUAUAUUAGUUGUGUUUGAAAUUUU
Molecule: messenger RNA, 2577 nt
Organism: Dendroctonus ponderosae (mountain pine beetle)
Lineage: Eukaryota; Metazoa; Arthropoda; Insecta; Coleoptera; Curculionidae
Gene: rec
Product: DNA helicase MCM8
Exons: 11
Coding region: 123-2345 (740 amino acids)
Cellular component (GO): MCM complex; nucleus
Molecular function (GO): ATP hydrolysis activity; ATP binding; single-stranded DNA helicase activity
Source: RefSeq, a predicted model, not a curated record